AUGGCCCAUGCAGGGGACCGGUUGGAACUGGAGCGAGCCUUCUCUGGCGCCACAGUGCACGACAUGUUUAACAUGCUCGCAGUCCUGACUUUGCUUCCUGUGGAACUGAUCAUCGCUGCUAUCUCCGGAGAGGGAGGCCUGCUGUACUGGAUCUCCAAAGGAUUGACGGAUGCCGUCAUGGGAGAUUCAGAGAACGACUUGACCUUUCCUUCUCCAACUAAGGAGAUUGUGGGCCCCUUCUCCAAGCUGUUCCUGAACAAGGACAAAAACACCAUCAAAGCCUUGUCCUUUGGCGCACCUAUGGCUCAGAGCUGUGGCGCGGGCUGCACAAAGUACUGUGUGAGCUCAGAUGUGAGCAAGGCCUGGCAGAAGGUUGCAGAAGAUGCCUAUGCAUCCACCCUGACGGCGUGCACUGGCGCUGUUACAUGCGAUUCGGGCACUUGCUACACAAAUGCUGGGGACUUUUACACAAACAACAUCGAGACGGGAAGGACCAUCAAGGGUGGCUUCCUGAAAGACGUUGGUGAUGUUGGAGGUGGCAUCAUUGGACUCAUCCUGUCGUUGAUUGUGCUUUGCGCAGCCCUGUUCUGCCUGGUUAAGCUUUUGCACAGCCUUGUGAUGGGCCAGGCCAAAAAGAUCAUCAUGAAGGGCACCAACAUGAACGACUACUUGGCCAUCUUGGUGGGUCUGGCAAUCACCAUCCUCGUGCAGUCGAGCUCCGUCACAACGUCGGCUUUGACUCCCUUGGUUGGCAUUGGAGUUCUGCCCGUUCACAAGAUGCUGCCCAUGACGCUGGGAGCAAACAUUGGUACGACCAUUACCUCCAUCCUUGCAGGGCUGGCCGUCAUGAAGAAGAGCAGCAUCCAGAUUGCUUUCUGCCACCUGCUGUUCAACCUCGUUGGUAUUUUGAUUUGGUUCCCUGUCCCCAUCAUGCGCAGGGUGGUUGUCCGGGCUGCUUGCACCUUGGGCUUCUAUGCCUCCUACUGGCGCCUGGUUCCGCUCAUCUACAUCCUGGUGAUGUUCGUGGCAGUGCCGGGCGUUUGCUUGCUGAUUUCCCUGCUCUAUGGUUCCAGUGUUGCUGGCGGUGUGGUUCUCACUAUCCUUGCCGUGGCGGUUGUGGCGGCCUUUAUCUACUGGUGGAACUUCAUGGGCGGCUGCUACAAGGUGGUCAGCAAGGAAGAGCGUGACGCCCGCCAAGCCGAGAUCGAGACAGAGAUGGGUGAUGCACCAAAGGAAGAACCAGCAGCUGAAGCCGCUGUUUGA
Symbiodinium natans is the source of this 1263-nucleotide messenger RNA. The record is from the annotation of a GenBank genome assembly. NCBI's taxonomy places the organism in Eukaryota, Dinophyceae, Suessiales, Symbiodiniaceae.